Hordeum vulgare subsp. vulgare (domesticated barley) is the source of this 3320-nucleotide messenger RNA. Its product is annotated as serine/threonine-protein kinase STY8-like. NCBI's taxonomy places the organism in Eukaryota, Viridiplantae, Streptophyta, Magnoliopsida, Poales, Poaceae. Gene Ontology annotation, biological process: protein phosphorylation. The transcript has 20 exons. The record is from RefSeq and is a predicted model, not a curated record. Gene Ontology annotation, molecular function: ATP binding; protein kinase activity. Bases 381 to 2156 code for a protein of 591 amino acids.
AUCCCUCCGGCCGGGUCGGAGCCUCCUUUUCCGCCGUUCCUGGGCUCGCCUCCUCGUCGCCGGCCAGCCGGUGGGCGUGCGUGGGUGGUCGCGGAGGAGAGACCAGGGAAAAAAAGCACGGGACCGUCUCAUUCUCUAUAAAUACGCCGGCCGGCGCCGCCCUCUAGAAGAUUCUGGCCGGCCGCAACCGCCAACGCCAAGGCACCCGCCCUCGGAUUCCCCCCGCCCGCCACCCCCACCCCACCCCAUCCCAAACCCACUGCCGUACGUCGCCGUCGUCACCAUCCACCUCGACUCCCCUCACUCCCUCCCCCUCUAACUCGAGACCAUAAAGGGCGCCGGGAUGGCCGCCGCGUAGGCCCCCGCGCGCGGGCAGGCGGAUGGCCGACGGCAGCGACGGGGAGGGCGCGGGCGAGAGCUGCUGGCCGGCCCCCGCCUCCGGCCACGGCGGCGGGGUGCAGCUGUCCGACGUCAGGAGGGAGAUCUACGACCGCCUGCGGGCCGUCGGCAACCAGGAGGCCCUCGCCGACCCCUUCUUCGACCGCGUGCUCGAGGACCACUACGACCGCCUCCCGCCAAGCUACUACAUCGACCUCGACGUGAACAAGGCGGAGGACGUGCUGCUCCACCGUCGGAUCCUCGCCGAGUGCGCCGACCCAGACAACCGCCCCGUCUUCCACGCGCGCUUCCUACGGUACCUUCAGGAGGACAAACCGCCAGAGGGCUCUCUGGCUCCAAAUCAAAACGGUAAUUGUGGGGGCUCCCUGGCUUCCAAUCGGAGCAACGGCGAAUUCAAAGGAUUGGAUGAGCGGCUGAUGGAAGACCUCAGCUUGGGGCGAAGAAAAGGCAUCGACGACUUUGAGGCCAUUUCUGUCAGGAGGGAUACAGAAAUUCCCCUUCUUCAUGAAAUUAUUUUUUCUUCCAAUGACAAGCCAAAGCUCCUUAGUCAGCUAUCUACGUUGCUUUCCGAUCUUGGAUUGAACAUCCGUGAAGCUCAUGUGUUCUCAACAACAGAUGGACUGUGUUUGGAUGUCUUUGUUGUUGAUGGCUGGGAAACAGAGGAGACAGAUGGUUUGCUGCAGCAGCUCAAGGAGACAGCGAAACGUAAUCCCUCAUUAUCUAAUCUAACAAGUUCAGCCUCGGAGAGAAUAAUAGAGCUGCAAGAAAAGAUUGGAGAUUCUGAAUUCGACAGGGAUCUGUUGCAGACUAAAGAAAAGAUUGCUUCUGGAUCUUCUGGAGACUUAUAUCGAGGAACUUACCUUGAUGUGGAUGUUGCAAUAAAGUUCCUUAGAACUGAACAUGUUAACGAUAAUUCAAAAGUGGAAUUUUUGCAAGAAAUAAUGAUUUUAAGGAGCGUUAACCAUGAAAAUGUCGUUCGCUUUUACGGGGCAUGCACGAAGCAGCGAAAGUAUCUCAUUGUAACAGAGUACAUGGCUGGAGGUAAUCUGUAUGACUUCCUUCACAAGCAUGACAAUACCUUGGAGCUUUCCUUGAUUCUUAGAAUUGCUAUUGGUAUCUCGAAAGGAAUGGAUUAUUUGCACCAGAAUAACAUCAUCCAUAGAGACUUGAAGUCUGCCAAUUUAUUAAUUGGUGAUGGUCAAGUUGUAAAGAUUGCAGAUUUUGGUGUCUCUCGUCAACGAUCGCAAGAGGGAGAUAUGACUGCUGAAACUGGCACCUACAGAUGGAUGGCACCUGAGGUGAUAAACCAUAAGCCUUAUGAUCACAAGGCAGAUGUCUUCAGCUUUGCUAUUGUUCUAUGGGAGUUGGUCACUUCAAAGGUCCCAUAUGAAAACCUGACACCAUUGCAAGCGGCACUGUCAGUAAGGCAGGGACUUCGCUUGGUGAUUCCCUCGGACGUGCAUCCGAGAAUAUCUAAAUUGAUUCAACGGUGCUGGGGCGAAAACCCCCAUACACGACCUGUUUUCUCUGAGAUCACCGCGGAACUUGAAGAUAUCUUGCAGCCUAUUCAGCAUGUUUCUGCAGGCUGCCUCCAGCUCCAAAGGAGGCCAUCGACAUACCAAACAGAAGAUACAGAUGAAAUCACAGCGAUAGAAAGAAGGCGCCUGCUCAAGAAGCUGGGACCUCUUUUCAAAUGGUCGCCCACUAAAAAGCGCGACAUACGGAGACCGUCUCCUGUAUAUAUGUCAUGUACAUAAAUUUUGUGAUCGGUUGUUUUGAUUCCCCCUAAAAUUCUCACAGGACGAACUGGGUUAAGUUAGCACACCCGUUCUACAUAACCUGAGUGAUAUAGUUUUAUGUUUUAUGUGGUUAUUUGUUUCGCGAGUGGGUUAUAGUUCGGUGUGUUUGAAUUUUGGUUCAUGUACGAUUAUGAGUUGGUCUUGUAAGGAACAUGAGAUGAAAAUGCCAUCAUCACAUGUUCCAUUUUGGUUAUUAUUUAAUAUAUUUUUCUUGUCUGGAACACGAUAAUUUAACAACCUUUUGCAGCUUUGUUUGCCAACAUAUUUUUGCAGGAAACAAUAACAAUUCGGUGGCCGCAGGAAUCGAGGGAAGAAAAAGUCUUGUAUGUGGUUGGGCUUGGCCCAGUAAUUACCACCACAUAUACAAUCUCAGCAAGUUCAUGAAGAAAUGCAUAUUUCUGUGUACUAUAUCUGCUUGAACCUCCGUCAGAGCUGAGAAGACAGGUUCUAUGCAACUGAGGUAUUGUUCCUCACAAUCUGCUUAUUAGAAUUUAUUGUCCUGCCAGGUGAUAAACCAUAACCCUUAUGAUCACAAGGCUUCAGCUUUGCUAUUGUUCUGUGGGAGUUGGUCACUUCAAAGGUCCAUUAUGAAAAUCUGACACCGUUCCAAGCUGCACUGUCAGUAAGGAAGGUAUGGAAAAUGAGCAUUGCUCCUUGUGUCAGGGACUUCGCUUGGUGAUCCCCUCGAACGUGCAUCUGAGACUGUCUAAUUCGAUGAUGUCGGGGUGAAAACCCCAUCACGUGACCCAUUAGAUCACCUCAGAACUGGAAGAUAUCUUACAGCAUGUUCAGGCUCCGAAGGAGUCCACCAACAUUCCAAACCAAAGAUAAUCAAAUCACAUUGAUAGAACACCAAGGGCCUGGCCCCUUUUCACAUUGUCGCGCUGAAUGCGCUUGAUUGCGUCGACCGUCUCCUGUAUCUAUGUCAUGUAUAUUGAAUUUUGUGCUCGGUCUCCUAAAAUAGACGCCGGCAGAACUGGGUUAUGUUGUCGCAUGCUUGUGCAACAUAACCUUGGUGAUGUAGUCUUAUGUGUUGCAUGGUUUUUCGUUUUUCAACUGGCUAAUAGUGAUGUACCCUUUGCAUUCUGGUUCAUGCAAUUUGAUGAGUUGGUCUUGUAAGAA